Molecule: messenger RNA, 1917 nt
Organism: Nipponia nippon (crested ibis)
Lineage: Eukaryota; Metazoa; Chordata; Aves; Pelecaniformes; Threskiornithidae
Source: RefSeq, a predicted model, not a curated record
GAGACGGAGAAGCUGUCGCAUAUGGUUAUGAGCUUUAGGGUAUCGGAAUUACAAGUUCUCUUGGGCUUUGCUGGGAGGAACAAAAGUGGAAGGAAGCACGAACUUCUCGCAAAGGCCUUACAGCUGCUGAAACCUGGCUGCAGCCCGGCCGUCCAGAUGAAAAUUAAAGAACUGUACCGGCGGAGGUUCCCGAGAAAGAUCUUAACCCCUUCGGACUUGUCAAUGCUCCACAUUCAGGCAGGGCAGCUGCCCUCGGCCGCCGCGCUGACGCAGGGCACGGUGUGUCACCUGCCCUAUGACCACAGCUCUGCCGCCGUGCCGGCGGCUCUGCUGCCUCCGGUGCCUGUGCUGGGGCCCAAGCACGAGGCGGACGUUCAGCACUUAUCGCCGCCCAUCCAUCCCGUCCACCCGGACGUCAAGAUGAAGAGGCUGCCCUUCUACGAUGUUUACGAUGAGUUGAUCAAACCCACCACGUUAGCCUCAACGAACAGUCAACGGUUUGAAGAAGCUCACUUCACCUUUGCUCUAACCCCCCAGCAAGUCCAGCAGAUCCUCACCUCCCGAGAUAUCUUACCAGGUGCCAAAUGUGAUUACACUAUACAGGUGCAAUUAAGGUUUUGCUUGUGUGAAACCAGCUGUCCCCAAGAAGAUUACUUCCCUCCUAAUUUAUUUGUCAAGGUCAAUGGAAAACUCUGUCCCCUGCCUGGUUAUCUCCCGCCCACGAAAAACGGCGCAGAGCCGAAACGACCCAGCCGCCCCGUCAAUAUCACUCCGUUGGCACGGCUUUCGGCGACUGUCCCGAACAUGAUCGUGGUGAACUGGUCCUCGGAGUUUGGCAGGAACUACUCUCUGUCGGUGUACCUGGUGAAGCAGCUGACAUCGGUAACGCUGCUACAGAAGCUGAGAGCCAAGGGCAUCCGAAAUCCAGACCAUUCGCGAGCCCUGAUCAAAGAAAAACUAACCGCUGACCCUGACAGCGAGAUAGCCACAACGAGCCUACGCGUUUCCCUGAUGUGUCCACUGGGUAAGAUGAGGCUGAUCGUGCCCUGCCGAGCCAUCACGUGCACCCACCUCCAGUGCUUCGAUGCAGCGCUCUAUCUUCAAAUGAAUGAGAAGAAACCCACGUGGACUUGUCCUGUGUGCGAUAAGAAAGCCCCGUAUGACACCCUGAUCAUCGACGGGUUGUUCAUGGAAAUCCUGAACUCCUGCACGGACUGCGAUGAGAUCCAGUUCAUGGAGGACGGCUCCUGGUGCCCCAUGAAGCCGAAGAAGGAGAACCAGGAGGUGUGCCAGACGUCUGCCUUCAGCGGGAUCGAGGGUACGGGAGCUAUGGGCAAGAACGCUUUGGAGGGCAAGAAAAAAGUGGAAGUUAUUGACCUCACUCUGGACAGCUCGUCGGACGAGGAGGAGCCGCCUGCCAAGAAGCAGUGCCCGGUCUCCAGCACGGCUCUCCCGGCAGCGGCCGGGCCCAAGGGGGCAUUAAGUAUUGAUCACCAGCCGUCUUCUGUGCUUCGAAGCCCGCCCACGGCCACUCUCGGCAGCGACUAUCUCUCCAACCUCCCCCUUCCCGACUACCACCCUUCCUACCAGGUGCCCUCGGAGUUUCAAGGUCUGGAUUUGUUUUCCUUCCUCCAAAGUGAAAACCAGCAUUACAGCCCCUCCGUGAUCACCUCCCUGGAUGAGCAGGAUGCCCUCGGCCACUUCUUCCAGUACAGAGGCGCGUCCGGCCACUUCAUUAACGUGAAUCCCCUGGCCCCCGUGAUGGCAGGCUCUCACAGCGCCGUCAGCCCGGCCGGCGGCCGCAUCAGCAGCAUCGUCUCCACCAGCGCGCUGCGGGAGAGCCACGGGCACAACGGGACCGUAAGCAGUGGCACGGCACUGCCGGGCUGCAGGCCAGACAUCAUCUCCCUGGACUAA